Elephantulus edwardii (Cape elephant shrew) is the source of this 869-nucleotide messenger RNA. RefSeq names its product ADP-ribosylation factor 3-like. NCBI's taxonomy places the organism in Eukaryota, Metazoa, Chordata, Mammalia, Macroscelidea, Macroscelididae. Gene Ontology annotation, molecular function: GTP binding; GTPase activity. Gene Ontology annotation, cellular component: plasma membrane; cytoplasm. The coding region runs from base 85 to 630 and encodes 181 amino acids. The record is from RefSeq and is a predicted model, not a curated record. Gene Ontology annotation, biological process: vesicle-mediated transport; intracellular protein transport. The transcript has a single exon.
CUUCCACACCAGGGAUGAGGUCCAAACCAGAUUGCCACUGCCCCAGUUGGGCUUCACUGUCCUCAGAAAGCAGCUGCUGUGAUCAUGGGGAAUAUCUUUGGAAACCUUCUUAAGAGCCUGAUUGGGAAGAAGGAGAUGCACAUCCUGAUGGUGGGCCUUGAUGCUGCAGGGAAGACCACCAUCCUAUACAAGCUAAAACUAGGGGAGAUCAUCACCACCAUCCCUACCAUUGGAUUCAAUGUGGAGACAGUGGAAUACAAGAACAUCAGCUUCACAGUGAGGGACGUGGGUGGCCAAGACAAGAUUCAGCCUCUCUGGAGAUACUACUUCCAGAACACACAAGGGUUGAUAUUUGUGGUGGACAGCAAUGAUCGAGAACGAGUAAAUGAGGCCCGAGAGGAGCUGAUGAGGAUGCUGGCGGAGGACGAGCUUCGGGAUGCUGUGCUCCUUGUUUUUGCAAACAAACAGGAUCUGCUUAAUGCUAUGAAUGCUGCAGAGAUCACAGACAAGCUGGGCCUGCAUUCCCUUCGUCAUCACAACUGGUAUAUUCAGGCCACCUGUGCCACCAGUGGGGACGGGUUGUACGAAGGCCUGGACUGGUUGGCCAAUCAACUAAAAAACAAGAAGUGAGAGCCAGGCAGUCCUAUCUGACUGCCCCACCCAUCCCUGACACACCUGUCUCCCUACCCUUUUCUUCCAAUUGCGAGUGUGGCAAGGGCCCUGGAUACCAUGUCCGUACAUCCAGCAAGAACCUUGCCUCUCAUCCCGUCCCCAGCCCCUCCCCUCCUCUGUCCACUGAUGUGACCAGUCCAGUUCCCCACUUGCUGUCCUGAUGUUGAAUCAUUCCAAUUAACUGGAUUUAAAACAAA